Molecule: messenger RNA, 1104 nt
Organism: Neodiprion fabricii
Lineage: Eukaryota; Metazoa; Arthropoda; Insecta; Hymenoptera; Diprionidae
Gene: CtsL4
Product: procathepsin L
Exons: 5
Coding region: 59-1093 (344 amino acids)
Cellular component (GO): lysosome
Molecular function (GO): cysteine-type endopeptidase activity
Source: RefSeq, a predicted model, not a curated record
GUAUCAGUCAUAUAGCACGAUCAGUCCACCUCGACUUACAUUAGCGGAACAUUCAUCCAUGCGUAUAAUGAAGUUAUCAAAUUGUGGCUUAUUUUUUAUCGUCUCGAUUGUUUUCAGCAUCGCGAAAACCGGAAAUGGAACCGGUUUGCCAAAAGAAGUGUCUGAAAAGCUCGACGAUUAUUGGGAGAAAUACAAAUUGUCUUACAAAAAGAAUUACUCAACGACCAAGGAAGCCAUGCGAAGACUCGCUUGGGAAGAGAAUCUGAUAAAAAUCUACGAACAUAACCUCCUAGCAGCAGCUGGUCACCACAGUUACACCUUGCGUGACAACCACUUUGCCGACCUCAGCACACCGGAGUAUAUAUUGAAAAUGGUCAAGCUUGUUCGUAGCAGAAGACGCCGUUUAUCCGAAAACGACGAACUGGUGAAUUCGAUCAGGCAAAGCGGACGACAAAUUCCCCCGAGUCUCGAUUGGCGGGAAAAGGGAUUCGAAACGGCAGCGGAAAAUCAAGAGGACUGCGGAAGCUGCUACGCGUAUUCCGUUGCGACUAGCAUCCAGGGUCAAAUAUUCAAGGAAACGGGAAUGCUGAUACCCCUAAGUACACAACAGAUUAUAGACUGCAGCACUUCCGUUGGGAACCUUGGCUGCUCGGGCGGUUCCCUGAGGAACACGAUGAGGUACUUGGAGAAAGCCAAGGGUCUCAUGCCGGAGAAAAACUAUCCCUAUACCGCGCAGCAAGGAUAUUGCAAAUUCGUAAGAGACGACAGCGUGGUGAACAUCACAGCCUGGGCGAUACUUCCGGCUCGUGAUGAGCACGCGAUGGAAUACGCUGUGGCAACUAUCGGGCCGAUAGCAGCUUCCAUUAACGCGAGUCCGAAAACCUUUCAGCUCUACCACCGAGGAGUUUACGACGACCCGGGAUGCAGUUCGGACGUGGUUAACCACGCGAUGCUGUUGGUCGGUUACACGCCCACUUAUUGGAUACUGAAAAACUGGUGGGGUGACAAUUGGGGCGAUAAUGGAUACAUGAAACUUGCCAGGCACAAAAAUCGUUGCGGAGUAGCGAACUACGCUGCCUACGCCAAAGUGUGAUCGCUGGUAAA